Dreissena polymorpha is the source of this 4171-nucleotide messenger RNA. RefSeq names its product splicing factor, suppressor of white-apricot homolog. Gene Ontology annotation, biological process: mRNA 5'-splice site recognition; RNA processing. The transcript is spliced from 17 exons. Bases 47 to 3466 code for a protein of 1139 amino acids. Gene Ontology annotation, molecular function: RNA binding. Lineage: Eukaryota; Metazoa; Mollusca; Bivalvia; Myida; Dreissenidae. The record is from RefSeq and is a predicted model, not a curated record.
CUUCGGAUAUUUGCGAAAAGAGGAAAACAUUCCCAAAUGGUUCGACAUGAUGGCGAGUGAAUGGCUUUUUCCAACAAAUGCAGAACAUGAUGACAAGUCGAGUAAAUCGAGAAAUGAUGAGUUAUUUGUUUUCGGAUACGCAUGUAAGAUCUUUCGGGACGAUGAACAGGCUAGGCUGGUUGACAAAGGCAACUAUCUGAUUCCUUGGAUGGGCGAUGACACGCUGAAGAUUGACAGAUACGACGGCAGGGGGCAUUUGUAUGACCUCCGACCUCACGAUGCUGAUAACUUGAAAGGACAGACAGAUAUGGAGUUGAGCGCGGAUGAAGCUAACAUAGAGAAACUUUGUGACGAGGAAAGGUACCUGGAGCUGCACACUGACAUGGCUGAGAAGACCAUGUAUGAAGAAGAAGAAUGGAAGCGCUACUACGAAUCACUCUCAGAAGGUUACAAGGCUGUGGGGUUCAGUUACGACUCAUAUGGCCAACUGCAAAAUGCUGAUCCAGUUGCAGAGGCGCAGAAGUUGAGCCCAGAGGACAUGCCUUUUGUUCCAGCACCAGAGCUGCAGGUCCCAGCUGGUGUGCAGAUUCCUGCAACUGUCAAGGAAAAUGCAAUUAUUGAGAAAACAGCCAAGUUCAUAGCAGAGCACGGCGUCCAGAUGGAGAUAGUGAUGAAAACAAAGCAGGCAAACAACCAGUCCUUCCAGUUCAUGCACUUUGAGAACAUUCUCCAUCUGUACUACAAACACCUGGUGAAAAUGAUCAAGUCCAAAAAGUACAUCCCACCAUCGCCAGUAAAAUUGGAACGAGAAGACUCGCUAAAUGAAAGUGGUGAUCACAAUGAUGGAAGUCAUGGUUAUCUGCACCCAACCCUGAUGUCAAGUCGAGAUUCGCCUGCUCGUGAGCCCAUCAAACCAGUGCCACUACUAAAGGUUGAGAUAAGUGAAACGUCAUAUGGCCAGCUGCUGCAGUCCUUUAGUCGAGUGAACAAGGAACAUGAGGAGAAAAACAAAGCUAAGGAGCUGCUGGCAGAUGUCAAGAGAGAGGCGGGUCUCUCUGACUCCGCCCUUCUGCUCCCCCAGCCUGCCUAUGAAUCCUCUGUGCCUCCACCCCCAGGGCUGGAACCAGUGCUACUGCCACGGAGCAUCACAGUCAAACAGGAACCACCAGACGAGUCCCCUCCCUCCGAGAUAGUCCCUCCCCCUCCAGAUGCCCAGCCAAUCAUUGACCGCAUGGCCAUGUACGUGGCUAAGAAUGGGGAUGAGUUUGCUAUGGUGGUGAAGAGCAAGAAUGACCCUCGAUUCCAGUUCCUGGAGACCUGGCAUCCACACUAUGCCUACUACGACUUCAAACGACAUCUGUUUCAGGAGGAGAUAGAAAAGAAGCAAGCUGCUGCCAAGAAAAUGGAGCAACAGCGUGAGGCUGAUAGAGCAGAACAGCUGGCCCGUGGGGUCAAGUUCACCCUGCGAAAGGUCAAGGACGCUGAGGUUCCAUCCACACUUGAUAAGAAGCCGGCAUUUACACAAGAAUCUAGCGAUGAAGAAGGUGAAUGUGCUGGGACAAGCAAAGGUCAGGCUAUACCCCAGCCUGUGUCUGGGUCCACCACUGCAGUCCAGGAGGGAGCAGCAGCCUUGACACAAUCCAAGAGUGAUGAGGGUCUGGAGAAGAGACUAGCCGAGCAGCGUUUGAAGGACCGGAUCACUGCAUCAGCACGGGAGAAGCUUUCCCAAGCAGAUCGUGAGGCGCAAAUGAAGUCGGAACGCAAGAAGAAGGCAGCAAUGUUCAUCAACCUUCUCAAGUCACAGAACAACGUGGAAGCCGAGGCCGAAACAAACACAGACACAGCUACAAAAUUGGAUAUUCAAGUUGGAUUGCCUUUGAAUAUUGAGUCAAAACGACACAAGCACAAAACGCGUGACAGGUCAAGAUCUCAUGAGCGCAAGAGAUCAAAGAGGUCUAGAUCAAGGUCACAGGGGAGAUCCAAGAAGAAAAAGGGCAAGCGACUUAAGGCCAAGUCCCCUAUACAAGUUAAACAAAGAUCGCCAGUCAGACCUCGUCAACUGCCCCCAACCACCAGGUCUGUAGAAAUGAGACAGUCGCUUUCACCCUCUGUCAAUGAAACCCCACAUGAGCAGUCACGCCUCAGUGAACGAAGUUCUCAACACCGGUCUAUGUCCAAACAUAGAUCAAGAUCUAGGUCAAAAGGGCCCAGCUCUAAGCUGAGGUCAAGAUCUAGAUCGAAUGAUCAAAGCUCCAAACAUGCAUCAAAAUCUAGGUCAAAGAGUCACAGCACAAGAAAAAGAUCACGAUCAAAAUCUGUCAAUUCCAAAAAUAGGUCACGAUCAAGAUCCAAAAGUCGCAGAUCUAAACGUAGGUCACGGUCAGUAUCACAUGGAAGGUCAAAGGCAAAGAAGAAAAGGUCAAGGUCACCACUUUCUAGAAAAGAAGAAGCCAAGUCCAGGAGAGGCUCUAAGAAAAAGAAGAAAAAGUCCCAUUCAAGGGUGAAAGGUGAAGUAGGCCCCCAGCUCCCUAUUGUCCAUGAAGAGUCCCCAAACAGAGACAGGGUCACCUCAUUUGCUGCCAUAGCGAAGGAUAGUACAGAUGUGAAUACAAGGGAGAGCACUCCAGAACCAGGGCAAACAAGGAACAGUACUCCAGAGCUGGGCAAAGCAAAGGCCAGUACUCUGGAGCCAGGAGAAACAAGGGAGAGCACACCAGAGCUAAGGCAAACAAGUGACAGCACUCCAAAGUCAAGACAAACUAGAGACAGUUCUCCAGAACUGGGUCAAACAAGGGACAGUACACCAGAGCCAGGACAGAUCAGUGACACCUUUUCAGAAGCUGACCAGGAGGAAAGAUCACCCACACCAACUGCUGAUAUAGGUGAUACCCUGUCAGAAGUUUCCAAUCUCAAGCCUGCCAGAUCUUCAAAGAGUCGUAGUUUCAGUCCAGCAUCUCUCACAGAGUUCACUCAGGGCUGUUCCACAUCACCUUCCUCAUUUCCAAUGAAACAUAGGUUUUCUUUGUCCUCAGACCACAUCUCUAGGUCAAAGUCAGGGUCUAGGUCAUUAUCAAGGGCUAGUUCAAAGUCACUAUCAAGAUCUAAAUCAAAGUCAAGAUCCAUUUCAAAUUCAAAAUCAAGAUCACGUUCUGUGUCAAGAUCAAGGUCUCGAUCACUGUCAAGGUCAAAGUCAAUAUCUAGGUCAAGGUCAGAAUCCAUGCAUAGGUCAAAUUCUAGGUCACAGUCUGUAAGGAGUGAUGCUACACCACAAACACGUACUGGGGAGAGCUCGCCCGGGUCUAUCUCCAGGGAGGUAACUCCUGCCCCUGACUCUACUGCGGUUAAUGGGACAUCAUCUGGGGCCAAGAAGAAUGUCUCUUCUUACAUGUUGAGCCGAGUACGGGAGUUACUGAAGGCCAGCAAGGCAUCCGUCAGGGAGGACAUGUUUGCUGAUGACUCGUCUUGAAGACUUCUUUGCAGUAAUAUGUGGCUUACAGUGUGUUUGUCUUGACAUAUCGCCUGCCAUGAUACAUUGGGAAAUGAUGGACAGAGAUCCACAUAAAGGACUCCAAACAGCGAGCAUCUACUGUUAGCUGGUUAAUUUUUGGAACAUUUCUAUGUGUAGCCAGGUUCUGGAAACCUGCUUGAUUUUAGCUUAGAACUGCCCUUUCACAUAAACACUGCUAGCCAACACUGCUAGCCUUCUGUUGGCUUGAUCCACACAAUGACACAAAGGAAUCCUUGAGUGAAUGAUGACCUGCAUCAUAAAACAAAUUGAUUUGUUCCAACAUAAAUAUUCUAACCUCAAAUUGUCAUAUACUGUAAAGUUUGUUUUAACAGGAUCAGCCUAUGGUCACUUUUCUCAAAUUGCAUUUUUUAACAUGUGAUUGCAAGCAUGUUUAAAUCUUUACAUGCAGUCUUUGUAAAAGAAACAACAAAGUUGCACUCUGGGAAAAUGGGACUUAAUGCAUGUGCAUUAGACUCUAGUUGGUUACUUUAAAAAAACAACUUAAGAAUUGAUGAGAAAUUGUGGACUUCAUGAACAUUGUAUGGAUUUUCCUUAGGAGUUCACUUCCCUUUGUCAGGGCAUUGUUAUUUAUUGUGAUGAAUUGAAUAUGCUUUUACAGUAAAAGCAUUGAUGGAGAAGAACAAAUAAAAGUAUGAAAAACUU